CGCGAGCCGCGGGGCGCGCGGAGGAGGCCGGGGAGGAGGGCCGGGACGGAGGGCGGCGCCGCCGGGCCCCGACGCGCAGCGAGGCGCACGCGACCCGCGCCCCCAGUGCGGCUGGGAUUGGCCCGCCGGCGGCUUCCCCGCCCCCAGCCGGUCGCCGGCGAGGACUUCCUGGGGGGUUUCUUGCCUUCCCUCCGGUUUCGCUCCAGAGGCGAGGGCCCGAGGUCCGGGAGCGCCCGGGGGCUGUCGGCGCAGGGAGGCCGCGCUGCGCACCGCCGCGAUGAGGCUCCGGAAGGCGUGUCUGCUGGUGCUGCUCCUGGCGCUGGCGCAGCUGCUGGUCGCCGCGAGCGCCGGGGGGCCGGAUGAAGAUUCUCCUAAUAAGGAGGACGCCAUUGAGGACGACGAGGAGGAGGAGGACGAGGAGGACGAGGAGGACGACGACUUGGACGUCAAGGAAGAAAAUGGGGUCCUGGUCCUGAAUGACGUGAACUUCGAUAACUUUGUGGCUGACAAAGACACGGUGCUGCUGGAGUUCUACGCUCCGUGGUGUGGACAUUGCAAGCAGUUUGCUCCGGAGUAUGAGAAAAUCGCCAGUGCCUUGAAGGAGAACGACCCUCCCAUUCCUGUGGCCAAGAUCGACGCGACCUCAGAGUCGGCGCUGGCCGGCAGGUUUGGGGUGAGCGGCUACCCCACCAUCAAGAUCCUUAAGAAGGGCCAGGCUGUGGACUACGAGGGCUCCAGGACUCAGGAAGAAAUUGUUGCCAAGGUCAAAGAGGUCUCCCAGCCCAACUGGACGCCUCCUCCGGAAGUCACACUGGUGCUGACCAAAGAGAACUUCGAUGAAGUGGUGGACGGGGCAGACAUCAUUCUGGUGGAGUUCUACGCCCCAUGGUGUGGACACUGCAAGAAGCUGGCCCCUGAGUACGAGAAGGCCGCCAAGGAGCUGAGCAAGCGCUCCCCCCCAAUCCCGCUGGCCAAGGUCGAUGCCACUGCGGAGACAGACCUGGCCAAGAGGUUCGACGUCUCUGGCUAUCCCACCCUGAAAAUCUUCCGCAAGGGAAAGCCUUUUGAUUACAACGGCCCACGGGAAAAAUACGGUAUCGUCGACUACAUGAUCGAGCAGUCCGGGCCACCCUCCAAGGAGAUCAUGUCCCUGAAGCAGGUCCAGGAGUUCCUGAAGGAUGGGGAUGACGUCAUCAUCAUUGGGGUCUUUAAAGCGGAGAGUGACCCAGCCUACCAGCAGUACCAGGAUGCUGCGAAUAACCUGCGAGAAGAUUACAAAUUCCACCACACUUUCAGCACUGAAAUAGCAAAGUUCCUGAAAGUCUCCUCGGGGAAGUUGGUCAUAAUGCAGCCUGAGAAAUUCCAGUCCAAGUACGAGCCCCGGAGCCACGUGAUGGACAUCCUGAGCUCCACGGAGGGGUCAGCCAUCAAGGACCACGUGCUGAAGCACACCUUGCCGCUGGUGGGGCACCGCAAGACCUCCAACGACGCCAAGCGGUACACGCGGCGCCCCCUGGUGGUCGUGUACUACAGCGUGGACUUCAGCUUCGAUUACAGAGCUGCCACCCAGUUUUGGCGGAACAAAGUCUUGGAGGUGGCCAAGGACUUCCCCGAGUACACUUUUGCCGUGGCCGAUGAGGACGACUUCGCCGCGGAGGUGCAGGACCUGGGGCUCAGUGAGAGCGGGGAGGACGUCAACGCCGCCGUCCUGGACGAGGGCGGCCGGAAGUUCGCCAUGGAGCCUCACGACUUUGACUCUGAAACCCUCCGGGAGUUUGUCAGAGCGUUCAAAAAAGGAAAACUGAAGCCGGUGGUCAAAUCCCAGCCGGUGCCCAAGAACAACAAGGGGCCUGUCAAAGUCGUGGUGGGGAAGACCUUCGACUCCAUUGUGAUGGACCCCAAGAAGGACGUCCUCAUCGAAUUCUAUGCGCCCUGGUGCGGGCACUGCAAGCAGCUGGAGCCCGAGUACACCGCCCUCGGCAAGAAGUACAAGAACCACAAGAACCUGGUCAUCGCCAAGAUGGACGCCACUGCCAACGACAUCACCAACGACCGCUACAAAGUUGAGGGGUUCCCUACCAUCUACUUCGCCCCCAGUGGGGACAAAAAGAACCCAAUUAAAUUUGAGGACGGAAACAGAGAUCUGGAACAUUUGAGCAAGUUUGUAGAAGAACAUGCCACAAAACUGAGCAGGACCAGAGAAGACCUUUGAAGGCCUUGAGUUGAGGUCUGGCGGGCGGGAGGGACCAGACACUGGAGCCCCCAGCGGCCGGUGGCCGGAGCCCCCAGCGAGCCAUGCAGCUGGUGGCUUAACACAAGGGCAGGAUCUCUUUGGUUUUUAAUUUUUUUUUUUUUUUUUUUUAUACUCUGGGGUUUCACCUCAUGCUCUGAAUACUGAAUAGGUAAGAAUGACUCCAUAGAUUAGCCCAGAUUUUUACAGAGGAUACAUCUAUUUUUACCAUUAUUUGGGGUGUAAUUGCUUUUUUUUAAUCUUCCAUUUUCUUUAAUAUAUUUCUUCAAAGCAGAUAAGUUGAAUCUCUUCUGUGUGAAUGUUUUUUUUUUCUUUAAUUUAAAAUUUAAGAAAACAUUUGCCAAAUCACAUUGAUUUUUUUUUUUUUUUUUUUUUUUUGCAUUUUAUUUUACGGUUAUCUGAGGAAUUACCCGCUGGCGAAGAUUUGACUGUCCGUGUGCUUUGGUUUUCAUUUCUUACUGUACGGCACAAGGAACUGUCACCAAGCACCCUGCCAAGGAUGACAUUCCAGCCCGACCUCUGGGCCGCCACCCGGUCCUGAGAGAGUGGCACCUCUGUGCAGGACGGGGCGUCGCCGUGCCUUCUGCUUUCAAGCCAACGACCACGGGGUGAGGAGGGGUUCCCAGGUCCCCAGGCCCCGGGAGCCUGAUUGCAAGGCUCAGCCUCUGGGUGAGAGACCCCCAACCUGGGAUAGGCAGUCCCACCUCUUUGGAAGCCGGACAGCCUGAGGAGAGGUGACCUAGGGCACAGGUGGUAUGUUAGGGUGAUGGAAGAGAGAGGGUAGGCUCUCGUGACGGAAUAAAACAAUUACUGAAAAUUGA
Mustela erminea (ermine) is the source of this 3072-nucleotide messenger RNA. RefSeq names its product protein disulfide isomerase family A member 4 (gene PDIA4). Gene Ontology annotation, cellular component: endoplasmic reticulum lumen; cell surface; endoplasmic reticulum. NCBI's taxonomy places the organism in Eukaryota, Metazoa, Chordata, Mammalia, Carnivora, Mustelidae. The coding region runs from base 278 to 2212 and encodes 644 amino acids. Gene Ontology annotation, molecular function: protein disulfide isomerase activity. The transcript has 10 exons. Gene Ontology annotation, biological process: response to endoplasmic reticulum stress; protein folding. The record is from RefSeq and is a predicted model, not a curated record.